Amorphotheca resinae ATCC 22711 is the source of this 851-nucleotide messenger RNA. RefSeq lists its product as hypothetical. The record is from RefSeq and is a predicted model, not a curated record. The transcript has a single exon. The coding region runs from base 213 to 755 and encodes 180 amino acids. Lineage: Eukaryota; Fungi; Ascomycota; Leotiomycetes; Helotiales; Amorphothecaceae.
GUGCUCGGGGUGCUCGGGGCGUCGAGGCCGUUUAAAUAUACCAGACUGGCAGCGUUAUUCGGAGGACUGGGCUGGGAGGCUUCACUUGUGUCUGCACACUCCAUAGCGAAUCGUGAAGCUCCGCGCGCUGGCCAUGCGUCGAUGGAGAGAGCUCGAGUGGCUGAGAGAGCGGGCGGAGAGAGAAUUGGCGAGAGAGAGAUCGGGGAAUAUGAAUGGGCGUGGGAUGCAAGAAGCGGUGGUAUAGUAGGUAUGUAUGUAUGUAUGGACGGUAUGAACAGUAUCUUAUGUGUACGCUGCUGUGCAGUGCAAAGGACGUGGAAGCAUCACAGAGUGAGAUUUGGCUGGGGAGGGCGCUAUAUCUCGCUAUAUCCCCCUAUAUCAUCGCUAUAUUUCGGGAUAGUAAUAGUAACAAUAUACAGUACAAAUUACAAUACGCCGGAAACCUCUUUCCUCUCACGCGGUGCGACCCGGCGGGAGGAUUAACGGGGUCGACGGCUUCUACCUUACUGUACGUCGUCCCUUUAUCGUCGGCCCCGCUAUCAGCAAAAUUUUACGGCGAUGGGCGCUACCGUAUACAAUACCUUAGGAAUCAGGAUGGUCCAGCGCUCAACCAAGAUUCUCUCCAUCUCGUCUCUAGAACACACUCCUCAUCCGAACUGUACCGUCCUACCAGAAUAGUCGCAGAGCAUGAGGUGCAGCGAGCGGUGCGGUACCCUGCAUCGUCGCGAAUGGAUCCAGCUACCAGGUACUGCUAGCAACAUCCUUUCGGGCAUGUAUGUGGCUGCUCGGAGCGCUGAUCUCUAUACUGGCCCGUCCAUCUUCCCGCCCUGGCAAUAGUCAAUCGGCGCCGG